GAUACUCCAAAGCUGUUCCAGGAAUCCCUACUUCAUAUGCUGCUGUCUUAAGGCUCAAGUCUGCCAGCUCGUCAUACUCCUCAUCGGCCAUUAACUCGAAGAGCAGGCAACGAUCAAGCAGCCCUGCUUUGGGAAGCAUCUCUUCGCCAAGCUGGCAAGGGGCACCACAACAUUAUCACUCGCCGACAAACCUCUAUCACUUUGCAGAGGCCUUCAAGCAUGAUG
Molecule: messenger RNA, 225 nt
Organism: Podarcis lilfordi (Lilford's wall lizard)
Lineage: Eukaryota; Metazoa; Chordata; Lepidosauria; Squamata; Lacertidae
Source: the annotation of a GenBank genome assembly